Humulus lupulus (European hop) is the source of this 414-nucleotide messenger RNA. RefSeq names its product G-type lectin S-receptor-like serine/threonine-protein kinase At1g61460. Lineage: Eukaryota; Viridiplantae; Streptophyta; Magnoliopsida; Rosales; Cannabaceae. Gene Ontology annotation, biological process: protein phosphorylation. The coding region runs from base 1 to 414 and encodes 137 amino acids. Gene Ontology annotation, molecular function: ATP binding; protein tyrosine kinase activity. The transcript is spliced from 4 exons. The record is from RefSeq and is a predicted model, not a curated record.
AUGAAGAGUGUAUGCUUCUCAGAGAAUAGUUUGAUCCCUCCUCCCAGUGCACCACUAUUCAUAUUUAUAGGAAGCUCGUCACAAGGCUACGAAGAAUUUAGGAAUGAAAUAAUAUUGAUCUCCAAACUGCAACAUAGAAAUCUUGUUAAGCUCAUUGGUUGUUGCAUUGAAAAUGAAAAGAAGUUAUUAAUAUACGAGUUCAUGCUCAACAAGAGCUUAGAUACCUUUAUUUUCGAUGAUAGAAGAAGGGUAGCGCUUGAUUGGGCCAUACGAUUCAACGUUAUUGAUGGCAUUGCAAGAGGUCUUGUGUAUCUCCAUCGCGAUUCCAGUUUAAGGGUGAUCCAUCGAGAUUUGAAGGCCAGUAAUAUUCUAUUGGAUGAGAAGAUGACUCCAAAAAUUUCUGAUUUUGGAUGA